UACUCAGGAGCCAGGAAUUUAGAGUAGAAAUGGGCGUAGUCAGCUCUUUUUCUACGUGUCCCCUUCCAGGAAACUUGGAGAGACGCGCACAAUGGCCACACAACAAGUAAAGACGAGGGUUGCUGUUCAGGAGGGGAGUGUUGUCACCGCUGUCUUAUCUAAUUGACUGAGCACCGAGAUACCGCUAAAUCAAAACCGGUUAGCUGCUUUCGGUGCCUGAGUUCAACUAACUUAACUACCCGAUCACAUGAUGGCAAUCGAAGCCGAUGAGGGACGCGUUUCCGGCAGAUGCAACCGCCGGCUAAACGACACCCCAUUCUUGAUCCCGGCCGACAGGAGAAGUACGAGUGUUGUUGCAAUAGCACUGAUAAGCGAGUCCCCCAGCCUCCCUGUCUCUCGCGCCAACUUGGGGAUCAACUGUGGCUGCUCGAAACCGUGGAUUUCCAGCCCGCAAAGCCUUAUCCCGUUCCCCAAAAGACGGCCCCUCGAUUGCCCCUCCUUCACCGCUUUCGCGAAUAACGGUAUCGACCGGGGUCGAAAUGUCGCCGGAAACUGAGGUUACUCUGGAUAAUCUUAGUAUAAUUCUCGAGCAGGAUACACAAGUAAAGCUCGCCGGAAUCGACGCAGAUGGGAUCCUUCGUGGGAAACUUGUAUCCAAGCGGAAGUUUCUCAGCAUUGCCCAAGAUGGAUUCGGGUUCUGCUCUGUCAUAUUUGGGUGGGAUAUGCACGAUCAUACAUAUUUCAAGGAGCUAGGGAUAAGCAAUAAGGAGAAUGGAUAUAGAGACAUGCUAGCAAUCCCGGACCUGACUAGCUUUCGGAGAAUACCGUGGGAGGAUAAUGUACCCUUUUUUCUGAUAAACUUUUUCGACCCGGAUACCAAGGAGCCUGUAUCGGCCUGUCCGCGCGGAUUGUUGAGGACAGCUGCUGAGAAAAUGGAGAAGCUGGGCUAUAGAGCUAUGGCUGGUGCGGAAUAUGAAUUUUAUCAAUUUCGCGCGCCUCCGAAUCCAAAUGCUCUCGAACGAAACUCUUCAUCAACAGCUACUUUUCUCAGGGAGAAUCCAGUGGAUGCUCUCCCACCACUAACGGAAGGGAUGUUUGGUUACAGUCUUACGAGGACGGUGCAUAAUCAGGAGUAUUUUUAUAGGGUCUUCAACACCUGUCAUGAAUUUAAGUGUGACAUUGAGAGUUGGCAUACUGAAAGCGGUCCUGGCGUAUUUGAAGCCGCUCUUGAGUUUGGAGAGAUCAAAGAAAUAGCUGAUCGCGCGGGGUUAUUCAAAUACGUUGUGAAAUGCCUUGGCAGCAAAUAUGGAAUAACACCUGUAUUCAUGGCUAAACCACGGCAGGGACUCCCGGGAAACAGCGGACAUAUGCACGUCUCCCUUGUCUCAGACACGGGGAUAAACUUGUUCAGCCGCGACGAACCCGAUCCUUCACCCCCAUAUUCCGAUGUAGCAUACCUUUCCGACAUGGGCAGGCACUUUCUCGCAGGCGUCCUCGACGGCCUGCCUGACAUCAUGCCCCUUUUCGCCCCGACCAUAAAUUCCUACAAGCGUCUGGUGGAGAACUUCUGGGCCCCCGUCACCGUUUCCUGGGGUCUAGAGCACCGAGCUGCAUCUAUCCGUGUCAUCACGCCACCCACUUCGUCUCCGAAGGGCACACGUCUUGAGGUGCGGGUCCCCGGUGCAGAUGCUAACCCGCAUUAUGUCCUCGCGGCUAUCCUCGCGCUGGGUUGGCGCGGGGUGGAGAAGAAGCUCGCGCUUCCUGUUCCGCCGCUGCCUCGAGGGGCGGAGGUGGGCAGCUCAACCGACCAAGGGGCGCGGUUGGCUAAAAGUCUCAAGGAAGCGGUUGCCGUUUUCACACGAAAGGAGAGUGUUGCGAGGGAGGUUUUUGGAGAUGCCUUUGUGGAUCAUUUUGGGGGGACGAGGGAACAUGAGAUCCGGCUGUGGGAGGAAGCUGUGACUGAUUGGGAAGUUAAGCGGUAUAUCGAAACUGUUUAGAAGGUUGCGUUUCGAGAGAGAGAGGGGCGACGGACGGGGGAAUCUUGUUAUUGUUAACCUAUGAAUGUGCUUUUAUAGAUAUACCAUCCUGAACAUUAUUGAGCGACAUACACCGUAUAAACCGUAUGGCCAAUUGACAUUCCAUUCAAAAAUCCCCAUUCAAUGCAUGGGUAGAUAUAUUCGUAGUUCAUCGUAUUUGUCACGAAACGUAUAUAUAUUCCUGUUUUCUAGCUCCGAGUUUCUUCAAUCACAUGACUAGGAACUGCUCUUGUUAUGGGUUCGGUUCUAGCGUGGCUACCA
This is a messenger RNA of Blastomyces dermatitidis ER-3, 2297 nucleotides long. Its product is annotated as glutamine synthetase. The transcript has 5 exons. Gene Ontology annotation, molecular function: glutamine synthetase activity. The record is from RefSeq and is a predicted model, not a curated record. Lineage: Eukaryota; Fungi; Ascomycota; Eurotiomycetes; Onygenales; Ajellomycetaceae. Bases 540 to 1997 code for a protein of 485 amino acids.